Messenger RNA from Myotis myotis, 4402 nucleotides. RefSeq names its product cysteine and serine rich nuclear protein 2 (gene CSRNP2). Gene Ontology annotation, biological process: regulation of transcription by RNA polymerase II. Gene Ontology annotation, molecular function: DNA-binding transcription factor activity, RNA polymerase II-specific; sequence-specific DNA binding. The transcript has 5 exons. Lineage: Eukaryota; Metazoa; Chordata; Mammalia; Chiroptera; Vespertilionidae. Gene Ontology annotation, cellular component: nucleus. The record is from RefSeq and is a predicted model, not a curated record. The coding region runs from base 336 to 1964 and encodes 542 amino acids.
AUUGUUAGCCGGAGCCGGGUCGGUUCUGGGCGGCUGCUGCCGGGGCGCCCGAGUUGCCGGAGCCGUCCGCCCUCUGCUGCCUGCGGGUCGCCCUGCCCACCCGCCCUCCCUCCGGGUCCUGCUGGCCGGGGAGCUCCCGGCCGUGGUCGCGGUCCCAGGACUGGCACUCUCCUCCCUCCUCGCCAUCGGGCUAGGGCGGCGGCGGGGGCGGCGGAGACCAUCGCGGGAGGAGGCGGCGGCGGCGGGGCCGGAUCCUCAUGCACCUGGCGACCUGGUGGUGAGCAGGGGCUUUGGGGCCAACGCGGUGGGCUCCCCAGGAAACCCCUUUGAAACCAAUGGAUGCAUUCACGGGCUCGGGUCUCAAGAGAAAGUUUGAUGAUGUGGAUGUGGGCUCAUCAGUGUCCAACUCCGAUGAUGAGAUCUCCAGCAGUGACAGUGCCGACAGCUGCGACAGCCUCAAUCCUCCUACGACUGCCAGCUUCACCCCCACCUCCAUCCUGAAGCGGCAGAAGCAGCUACGGAGGAAGAAUGUGCGCUUUGACCAGGUGACUGUGUACUACUUUGCCCGGCGCCAGGGCUUCACCAGUGUGCCCAGCCAGGGGGGUAGCUCCCUGGGCAUGGCCCAGCGCCAUAACUCCGUCCGCAGCUACACGCUCUGCGAGUUUGCUCAAGAGCAGGAGGUGAACCAUCGGGAGAUUCUCCGUGAGCACCUGAAGGAAGAGAAACUCCACGCCAAGAAGAUGAAGCUGACCAAGAAUGGGACAGUGGAGUCAGUGGAGGCCGAUGGCCUGACACUGGAUGAUGUUUCCGAUGAAGACAUCGAUGUGGAAAAUGUGGAGGUGGACGAUUACUUCUUCCUACAGCCUCUGCCUACCAAACGGCGACGGGCCCUGCUGAGGGCUUCUGGGGUCCACCGCAUUGAUGCCGAAGAGAAGCAAGAACUUCGAGCCAUCCGCCUGUCACGGGAAGAGUGUGGGUGUGACUGUCGGCUGUACUGUGACCCAGAAGCGUGUGCCUGUAGCCAAGCUGGGAUUAAAUGCCAGGUGGAUCGCAUGUCCUUUCCAUGUGGCUGCUCCCGGGAUGGCUGUGGGAACAUGGCUGGGCGCAUCGAAUUUAAUCCGAUCAGAGUUCGGACGCAUUACCUCCACACCAUCAUGAAGCUGGAGCUGGAGAGCAAGCGGCAGGUGAGCCGCCCGCCCGCCCCAGAGGAGGAGCCCUCGCCCACCGCCAGCGGCAGCCCGACGGGAGCCCAGGGCUCCGAGACACAGGACUUCCAGGAGUUCAUUGCUGAGAAUGAGACCGCAGUGAUGCACCUACAGAGUGCGGAGGAACUGGAGCGGCUCAAGGCAGAGGAAGACUCCAGUGGCUCUAGUGCCAGCAUGGACUCCAGCAUAGAGAGCCUGGGCGUGUGUAUCCUGGAGGAGCCCCUGGCCGUUCCUGAGGAGCUGUGCCCAGGCCUGACGGCUCCCAUUCUCAUCCAGGCUCAGCUGACCCCAGGCUCCUCCGUCCUGUGUUUUGCUGAGAACGCGGACCACCCAACUGCCUCAGCAGCGACCAGCCCAUCCUACUUGAACAGCGGGCCCCUGGUCUAUUACCAGGUGGAGCAGAGGCCAGUCCUGGGGGUGAAAGGAGAGCCUAGUCCAGGAGAAGCCCCACCCUCUCUCCCCAAGGAGAAGGAUCUCAAUGUCUUCUCUGUCCCUGUUACCUCACUGGUGGCUUGUAGCCCCACAGACCCAGCCCUGUGUCAACCAGAGGCAGGGAAAGCAUCCACUCUAGAAGCACUGGUGCCCGAAGAUUGUAUCCCUGAGGAGCGGGAGAAUGAAGACUUCCGCCCCUCGUGGUCGCCCUCAAACCUCCCCUUCGGCACGGACAGCGAAGAGGGCUGUGUGGUAGAGAAGACCUCACAGCCCAGCGAGGACCGGCCCCCUGAAGAUUCGUCCCUGGACCUCCCUCUGGCAGUGUGAUGCGGGCAUGCAGAUUCUGCCUCUUACCUGUUCUCUAUUUAUUCCCUUAUUUUAUCUAACACCAUUUCAGAACAAAACUGUAGAAGCAGCUGCUGCUCCCAUGUUAUUUUAUUGGGGUCUUUGGGGGGGGCGGGUGGGAAAGGAUUGUUUAUACAGUAUUUUUUAAAGGUAAACAGAACCAAGGAGACCAGCCCCAGCUUGGUCUGGGGGCAGUCUUGGGGCAGAGAAGGCCACACAGUGCUGAAUACUGUUUUCUGGGCCAUUGGAACAAAGAACUAGGAUCUCAUAGGAGACACUAGGUAAUUCAAGCAGCUAUUCUUUUCACAGGGAUCAGAAUACAUAAUUUGAACAGCACGGCAAAGCCCCUCUCCUAAGCUCCAGGCGGAUACAAGCUCCUUUUUCUCAGUGGUUACUGAUAUCCCAUUUUGGUGUUAUCCAGUUGGAAAUGUCACCUGGAGAGGAGGGGGGAGAAGGGUCUCCACUUCUGUACAAAACCAGGAUUUUAAAAAAUUUAACCUGCCUUCCCCAGCCCCCUAUUUGGUAAAUAAGUUAAUAUUUGACAUGUUUGGUGUUCUCUGACCUGUUCCCCACACUGGGGAUUCCUGGUCUGUAACUUGAAUUGUUUCUUUCUCAUGUUCUUAGGUACUAGAGUUUAACUUGUCUGUUUCCCUACCCCCCGCCCUGCCACCCCCCCCCCUUUGAAGAAAAAGCUAUAUUGGCUGGGGAUGUGGUAUAAAGAGCUUGUGUCUUCUGUGUGCGUCCGACAGUAGCUGUCGGGCAGCUCUAGGCUGAGCUCACACGUCCCAUGGGAGGCACAUGGAGCGUGAAGUGUGUCCAAAGGAGGCAGCAGGGAGUUUGCUGUCUGGAAAGAUGAGGACUUCGUGCCAUGCUUACGGUCAGGUGUUCCCCCCCCCCCCCCCCCCUUGGGGAGAUUUGAGCUUUAAAGGAAUAUAGGAUGUGUCAUUCUAAGGUCACCAGGUUUUUUUUUGUUUUUUGUUUCUAUAUCCUUGGUGGUCCUUGGAUAUACAGGGUUGGAGAGUUCUUUUACUAUUCUAGUUCACUCCCAAGAAUUGCAAAUAUUAGACUGCUCCAUCUUGAUAUCUGAAAAUCAGAAGUCAAAUCAAUUGCUAAAUGUUACAUAUAACCCCCAGGUUCCAAAGAAGUCAGGUUCUGGUGAUAAAGCUUUGAGGUCUAGAGCAGGACUCCAGUUCAGUUCUUGCCUCCAUCUGGGGACGCCGUUCCUUUUCCUCUCGUGUCCACCUAUGUUCCUGGAUGUGCUCCACUGACCACACUGAAUUCACUAGCAAAGGUGUCUCUGUCUCUGCUUUAAAGUGGCGGCAGCAGGAAACAGCACCCUGGCAUCCCUUACGCCAUGCUUUGCCUCUGGUAUGGUUUAUUAAUCAGGAAAGAACAAAGUGAAAAUGUUUUUGGUGGGGGAGAUAACUAUUCUUACUUAUCUCCAUCAUAAAGCCUUUUCUUGUGGGAUAUUAUAGCCCUGGUGUCUUAAAGCAACCUUCAUGUAUAUCAGCGUUUUACCUAUAAAAUCGCUAAACUGAGCCUACUAGGCCUUUUACUUAACAGAUACAUCUUUUGACCCAUUCUUCCUCCCGUUGGUUUUUUGCAGGGUUUGGAGAGUUCUUCAGUAUAUAGGUCCUUAGCACUCUCCAGUCUCAUAGGACAGAGUUGAGAGUCUUAGGUACCGAGAUCUAGAUGCUGUCCCAAGCUGAGCUGCUGCACUUCCUUAGACUGGUCCCCUCAAAUACAAGACUGAAGCUUAAUUGGGAAUAGGACUCAAUGCAGAAGAAUCUUUCUGAAAGUUUGUGUUGAAAGGGGAGGGUGAGCAUUGUACAUUCCCUCCUUAGGAAGAAUUCCUAAUCUAAGAAGUGAUUCCAGGUGCUCAAUAAGAGACACAUUAUUAGCCUUUGGGAUCAAAACAAGAAUUUGAAUCUAUUAAACGCAUUGCCAACCCCCAAAAUAAUGAUUUUUCUGAAGAAACUAGUUUCUUAAUCUAAAUUCUACAUUAACCCUAUAAUUGAUUCACACUGAUCCCAAGCUUUUAAAUGCUAAGUGUCGGCAUUUAGCAUUAACUGUCUUGUUAAGCAAAGGGCCUUUUCUACAAUCUCGUCCAUCUCAUUACUGGUGCUACUCGAGUUGGACACAAUUAGAGCUCAUGGUUACUCGAAAAGCUACGCCUCUGAUCACAGAAGCAAAUAGCUUCAACCCCACUCAGUCCAGGCCUAGAUAAGAGAAAUUACUUUUAUCGCAACUCAUUCCUUUCUCACUGUAUACAGGUAGUAUUUUCAAUGUGAAUCCAAAGCUUGUCUGGUUCUCUGGAAACAAUUUUUUUUUUUUUUUUGCCUUUCAGGUCCCUCACAUUGUGAUAAUGUUGUAUUUAAAGAGAAUAUUUAAAUGUAAUAUUAAAGAAAUAUUCAAAAGAA